AUGAGAGCGUUCGGGUCCGUCGGUCCCGUCGGCUGUCACUCGGGGGCUCCGUCGGCUGUCACUCUCGGGGGGGCGUCCGUCGGGUGUCACUCGGGGGCUCCUUCGGGUCACUACUCGGGGGGGGCCUCCGUCGGGUGGUCACUCGGGGGCUCCUUCGGUGUCACUCGGGGGCUGCCGUCGGGUGUCACUCUCGGGGGCUUCCGUCGGCGUCACUCGGGAGGCUGUCGGGGCUUCGGCGUCCACUCGGGGCUCCGUUCGGGUGUCACUCGGGGGCUCCUUCGGGCUGUCACUCUGGGGGCUCGUCGGGUGUCACUCGGGGGGCUCCGUGGCUGUCACUCGGGGGGCUCCGUCGGUGUCACUUCGGGGGCUCCGUCGGUCGGCUGUCACCGGGGCUCCGUCGGGUGUUUCCUACUCGGGGGGUCUCCGUCGGGUGUCACUUCGGGGCUCACGUCGGGUGUCACUCGGUUUCGGGUGCUCCGUCGGGUCGGUGUCACUCGGAGGCUCCGUCGGGUGUUCACUCGGGGGCUCGGGGUGUCACUCGGGGGGCUCCGGUCGGGUGUCACUCGGGGGCUUCGGGUGUCACUCCUCGUCCGUCGGGUGUCACUCGGGGCUCCGUCGGGUGUCACUCGGUGGGCUGUCCGUCGGUGUCCGUCGGUGUCACUCGGGGGGCUCCACAGGCUGUCAUCGGGGGCUCCGUCGGUGUCACUCGGGGGCUCGUGGGUGUCACUGGGGGCUCCGGGGGUCGUCGGGUGUCAAUCGGGGGCUCCGUCGGGGUGUCACUCGGGGCCUCCGUCGGGUGUCUCGGGUGUCGUCGGCUGUCACUCGGGGGCUCCGCCCUCGGGUGUCACGUUGGGUCCGUCGGGUGUCACUCGGGUGGGGCCCGUGGGGCUCCGUCGGGUGUCGUCGGCUGGUCACUCGGGGCUCCGUCGGAUGUUCGUCGGCGAUUCACUCGGGGGCCCGUCGGCUGUCAUCGGUGGGGCUCCGUAG
Messenger RNA from Penaeus vannamei (Pacific white shrimp), 987 nucleotides. Lineage: Eukaryota; Metazoa; Arthropoda; Malacostraca; Decapoda; Penaeidae. The record is from RefSeq and is a predicted model, not a curated record.